AUGUCCACCUCGUUAGUACGACAAAGCCUCUUCCGAGCGGUGGCCAAGCCCUCGAUGCUCCGAGCUUCCGCUCCUGGCUUGAUGCUUGCUCAACGAAGAUUCGUCUCCACUGAGAACAUGACCCCAGCGGAAAGUAUCUCAUAUCUUAACGCUCAGCGACAACAUCGACCCAACUCUCCUCACGCUCAAAUCUACCAACCUCAAAUCACAUGGAUCCUCUCAAUCGCCAAUCGAGUUACCGGUGUUGCUCUCUCAGGAGCUCUCUACGCCGGUGCUCUUGCAUACCUCCUCCACCCCGUCUUCCCAGUCAUUGACUCUGCUCACCUUAUCUCCAUCGUUGCCGACCUCCCAACGUGGGUCAAAGGUGGUCUUAAAUUCCUCUUCGCCGUGCCAUUCACUUUCCACACCUUCAAUGGUAUUCGACACUUGUCAUGGGACAUUGGAAAAGGUCUCACUAUCAAGGGCGUUUACGCUACCGGUUACACAGUUAUGGCUGCUACUGCAAUCUCAAGUAUCUACCUCGCUUUCUUUGUAUAA
Molecule: messenger RNA, 537 nt
Organism: Kwoniella botswanensis
Lineage: Eukaryota; Fungi; Basidiomycota; Tremellomycetes; Tremellales; Cryptococcaceae
Product: succinate dehydrogenase, cytochrome b556 subunit
Exons: 5
Coding region: 1-537 (178 amino acids)
Biological process (GO): tricarboxylic acid cycle; mitochondrial electron transport, succinate to ubiquinone
Cellular component (GO): membrane
Molecular function (GO): electron transfer activity; oxidoreductase activity, acting on the CH-CH group of donors
Source: RefSeq, a predicted model, not a curated record